UAUUGUUUUGGACCAGCAAAGACAAAACAAAAAUUUGCCUCCAAAAAGUGGAAAGUUUAAGAUCAUUUGGAUCCUUUUUAGCUUUAACUUUUCAUCUGCCCACCCGGAAACAAGAUUGUCUCAGCUCCGGUAAUGGAAUCGUUGGAAAAUAUCAACAAAGCGAAAUCGUGGACCGAUGAUCUCAAAGUGUGCAAUCAAACAGGUGUGGGAGAGGCCACAAAUCAAAUCUACAAGGAAGAUGGAAGCAAGUACGAGGGCUACAAGUCACGGGAUAAAAAGUGUCGGUCAAGUGAUAACACUUUGUCUAUGUACGCCAUACUAUCCGGUCACAACGACGUAAAGGUGGCAGAGUACGCGUUGCAAGGGUUGGCGGCUGAUCUUGUCCUGGGUCAGCUAAACUCGUGUCACAGCGAGGAGGCAGUGAAGGAGCUAAUGCGCGCCGCAUUCAACUCCGUUGAAAAGGGCUACUUGGAUUCGAUCAAUACACACGUGGCCAGAAAGACCGCCAUUCAGUUACAGCUAUCGGCGGACGGCAUGAACCAGUACGAAAUAUCGCAACAGUUUGAAAACGUGCUGCAGAGGCUGGAUUGGAUCAAUAACGAGCUUUCGAUCGGGGCUAGCGCUGUGGUCGCGUUGGUGCACCGGUCCCAUCUCUAUCUUGGCAACAUAGGCAACUGCCGAGCACUGCUGUGCAAGACGGACGAACACGACACCCUGACGGUGACGCAGUUGAGCGUGGAUCACAAUUUAUUGAAUGCGGAAGAGGCGGCACGCUUGUUUCGGUUGGGAUUGAUGGCACAGAACUUUGAGGGCGUUCCGCUGUAUAGUACCCGGUGCAUUGGAAACUAUCUGGGCAAGGCUGGCUACAAGGAUUGCAAUUUUCUCUCGAGCGCUUCCACGGAGCCGGUCAUCUUUGAGCCCGAGAUCGUCGGUGGCCUACAGAUCACGUCGGCCUGCCGGUUUCUGGUGCUGAUGUCGAGCGGUUUGUGUCGAGCGCUACACGACAUAUUUCCCGGCGAAACGUCCACCGGUAACCGGGAGCUGGUGCGUAUGAUUUCGGAAGAAUUCCAAAACCAAUCGACACUGGCCGGAGUGGCGCAAUCGGUUGUGCAUCGUAUUGUGCAGACGCACCACGAUGUGUACAUGCAGCUGGUAGAGGAAAGCAAACCGCUCACGUUCAGCAGCCGAGACGAUGUGACGCUGUUGAUAAGAAACUUCAAUUAUGCGCUCCCGAAGGCAUUUAUGAAUCGAAAGAAUGGCGGCAAUCGAAGCAUCAACUCCACUACCUCCAUGAGUUCCAACAGUUCGGAUGCUACUCCGACGGAUGGCGAUCACUCGACGAUCAAUUCCAACAUAUCCGUUACCAGUUCAAACAUAACGCAACCCGGUAACCCGUACGAUUCGAAUCAGCGCAUUCGGUCACAUGUGGAUUUCAGCGACUUUUACAGACGUGUCGCCGAAGCGAAACAGCUGGGACAGCUGCCUAGUAAUAUUGAGUUUGACUAACGUUAGGGGCGUUAAGCUAAUUGGAGCGCCCUGUUUUCUGUUGUAAAGCAUAUUGAACGACAAUAAUCUUGUGAUAUACGCGUUCGGGUGGGUCGAUCACGAGCAAAUGAUGAAACCUGUUUUACCACUAAUACCGAAGAAACAAAUAAAUAGUCUCUAGUUGUUGA
Molecule: messenger RNA, 1673 nt
Organism: Anopheles aquasalis
Lineage: Eukaryota; Metazoa; Arthropoda; Insecta; Diptera; Culicidae
Product: TGF-beta-activated kinase 1 and MAP3K7-binding protein 1-like
Biological process (GO): protein dephosphorylation
Molecular function (GO): protein serine/threonine phosphatase activity
Source: RefSeq, a predicted model, not a curated record